UUGAGGAUGCGCCAACAAGUUGUGCCCGGGAGUUGAGGCCUCGGCCGAUGUAAAACUGGCCCUCGAAAAACACAAAACCCGGUUCCACGCGGUGCUUUAGUGGCUAAAAGUGAAAGAGCUGUCUUGGCAGAAUUCAGCUCUAUGAAUCACUUCGGAAAAUUGGUUCGACUGAAUGGCUUUAGGAAGAAAAACGUUUUAAUAGGAUCCAGGGGAGGUUCUGCUGUUUCAAUCUGCUCCUUAAACAGGUGGAGAUUGGACCUUCUCAAUUAUACAAACAUUUGAGGGGCGGCGGCCGCGGAGACAGCCCGGCAGGCGCUGGGAACUCAGGGGCCGCUACGGGAGACGCGCCGCCGCCCCUGUCAUCCCACUUCGAGUGACUUCAUGUGAUGUCAGCUGAAUGUAAAAGACAGUGAUCUUACGCGGAGGGGAAGAUGUUUGCCAUCAAAAUGUGACAGAGAAGACACGCUUCAUGGCUCGGAACGUAUCUCCCUGGCGGUGGGGGAAAGAGACUUAGAGGAGAGCGGCUGCUCCUGACCCAGUUCGGCCCCGCUAGGCUCCAGUGCACCAUGGCCAGCUCGGCUUCCCUGGAGACCAUGGUGCCCCCGGCCUGCCCGCGCCCUGGAGCAGCGCCGGCCACUUCCAAGACGCUGGCCUUCUCCAUAGAGCGCAUUAUGGCCAAGACGUCAGAGCCCCGCGCGCCCUUUGAGCCCCGGCCCGGGGCGCUGGAGGUGGACAGCGGCCAGGGCAAGAAACUAAUCAAUCUCUGCUCCCCUCUGCCCUGUAUGAUUCCCCUGCAGCCUCUGGGCUAUGAAGUGCCAUCCAAGACACUACUCAGUUACUCCGAGCUCUGGAAAAGCAGCCUCCGGGCUGGCGGCGGCGGAGGAGGAGGCGGUGGCGGGGGGGCCCCAGUGUGCAGCGCCAGCAGCUUGUGCAAAACCAACUGUGGCGUGUGCUGCAAGGCCGAGUUAGGCCUAGCGCCGUCCGUGCUGCCCGCAGGCAGGGUCAUCAAGCCUCAGGUCAUCAACCAGGCCAUGGGUCUGCCGGCCGGCGGGUCGCUCUACUACUUCAACUACCUGGACUCUGCCGCAUACCCACCUUCCGAGCUGCUCCGAGGCCACCUCUUCCCGUCUGGCCUCAACGCGCAGGCCCCUGCUGCCCUGUCUGCUCACCCGAAGCUCUUUCUGCUGGAGAACGCCAAGCUGGCCAGCCUGGCCUCGGACAAGUUCCCUCAUGCGCCCCCCUAUCACCACAAAGAUCGUCUGCCCGCCCCACUAGAGCAGGUGCUGAAGGAGAACUCAACCCUGAGCGCUGCCGAGCGCGGAAGCGUGAAAGGCCACAGCAAGCUGCCCGGGGGUUCCUCGGAUGGCAAGCCCAAGAACUUCACCUGCGAGGUGUGCGGAAAGGUAUUUAACGCUCACUAUAACCUCACCCGACACAUGCCGGUCCACACCGGAGCCAGACCCUUCGUGUGCAAAGUCUGUGGGAAAGGCUUCCGCCAGGCCAGCACGCUCUGCAGGCACAAAAUUAUCCACACCCAGGAAAAACCACAUAAAUGUAACCAGUGCGGCAAAGCCUUCAAUCGCAGCUCCACGCUCAACACUCACAUCCGCAUCCACGCCGGUUACAAGCCCUUCGUUUGUGAAUUUUGCGGCAAAGGCUUCCAUCAAAAAGGGAACUACAAGAAUCACAAGCUGACCCACAGUGGUGAAAAACAGUACAAAUGUACCAUCUGCAACAAGGCCUUCCACCAGGUCUACAACCUGACCUUCCACAUGCACACCCACAACGACAAGAAGCCUUUCACGUGCGCCACUUGCGGCAAAGGGUUCUGCAGAAACUUUGAUUUAAAGAAACACGUGCGCAAGCUCCACGACAGCAUGGGGCCGGCCACUCCUUCCGCAAAGGACCUGGCUCGGACAGUGCCGAGCUGAGAGCUGCUGCCGCACCCUCCUUUCCAGCCCCGGCCCACCCCGAACAGAUCACAUGUGUACACUUAUAUUGCUGAAAGGAAAAGAAAAAACUGUUUCAGAGAGGCUAGAAUUUAUUUAUCGAAACCAGCAUAUUUUUGGAAAGCUAAAGGUUUCCUCGAUGACCGGCAUACGCGAGGCUCCCACCUUUGUUAUUCAGGAAACGUAUUUUCACUCCAGUGCACUGCAAGGAAGUUCAUUCCAGGCCUGGGCUUCUCCGGAGGCUGGUUUUAAUCCCCCAGAAGAACGCGGCGCUCUCAGCCAUCUUUAUACAGCCAUGUAAAUUCUCCUGUACAAGCGACCACGGAAUAUAUACGUAUAUAUGACUCAAUAAACAGAAUCAUUAGUGA
Messenger RNA from Echinops telfairi (small Madagascar hedgehog), 2317 nucleotides. It is a transcript of the gene FEZF2, whose product is annotated as FEZ family zinc finger 2. The transcript has 8 exons. Gene Ontology annotation, cellular component: nucleus. Lineage: Eukaryota; Metazoa; Chordata; Mammalia; Afrosoricida; Tenrecidae. The record is from RefSeq and is a predicted model, not a curated record. Bases 567 to 1931 code for a protein of 454 amino acids.